This is a messenger RNA of Cryptotermes secundus, 948 nucleotides long. RefSeq lists its product as uncharacterized. Bases 1 to 948 code for a protein of 315 amino acids. The record is from RefSeq and is a predicted model, not a curated record. Lineage: Eukaryota; Metazoa; Arthropoda; Insecta; Blattodea; Kalotermitidae. The transcript has a single exon.
AUGGACAGCGGUCGAAUAGAAGACCUCCUGCACCAGUACGUAACACACAUGGAGACUUUACAAGGCGAACUACGUACAAAAGGAGAACAGGAAGAAAAAAUUGAAGUAAACCAGCAUGAGGCUGGUAUUACUAGCAGACCAGUACCAACAGAGACAUCAAGAAUUGCCGUGCGGGUUCCGCCGUUCUGGGCCGACAGACCAGCAGUUUGGUUCGCUCAAGCCGAAGCACAGUUCACUUUGGCCGGUAUCAGUAGCGAGCAGACGAAGUUCUGCUACGUAAUCUCGCAGUUGGACCAACGUUACGCAUCGGAAGUAGAGGACAUCAUCACCUCGCCACCCAAACGAGGCCCCUACACCCUACUAAGAACCGAGCUUGUGAGGCGGCUAUCCCCAUCACCAGAGCAGCGCAUGCGGCAACUCUUCACGGUCGAAGAAAUUGGCGACCGUAAGCCGUCCCAGUUCCUGACGUACCUCAAAAGCCUCGCACCAGACCUGUCUGAUAACGUCAUCCGAAGCGUCUGGACCAGCCGGCUACCCCGCAACGUGCAGAGCUUCCUCGCCGGCCAGAACGAGAGCAACCUGGAGGCCGCAGCCCUCUGUGCAGACCGCAUUUCCGAGGUCGACGUCCGGCCAGCACUCGCUAGCGUUGAUGAGCCCACGGACAUCGGCGCACUUCGGCAGGAGAUAGCUGAUCUCUCCCGCCAAGUGGCUGCAUUGAGCACCGAACAAGACCGCCUCCACGCCGGCUUCAAAAAUCUCGACACCAAACCGAGAGACAGAGGCUCCAGUCCCAAGGGUUCCCGCCCCGCCUUCAACAACCGCCGGCCCUGCAGCAGAUCCCCUUCCCGUGGCGACACCACAUCCAGUAUCUGCUGGUACCACCGCCGCUUCGGCGCUCGGGCCCAAAACUGUACUCCGCCCUGCUCCUACAGCCAGCAGGGAAACUGA